Molecule: messenger RNA, 8590 nt
Organism: Hirundo rustica (Barn swallow)
Lineage: Eukaryota; Metazoa; Chordata; Aves; Passeriformes; Hirundinidae
Gene: HIVEP2
Product: HIVEP zinc finger 2
Exons: 11
Coding region: 913-8484 (2523 amino acids)
Biological process (GO): regulation of transcription by RNA polymerase II
Cellular component (GO): nucleus
Molecular function (GO): DNA-binding transcription factor activity, RNA polymerase II-specific; RNA polymerase II cis-regulatory region sequence-specific DNA binding
Source: RefSeq, a predicted model, not a curated record
CGCCUGCAGCGCGGAGCGCUCCCUCCCGCCGCGGCCAGGGCGGGCUGCGGCUCCCGGGCCUCCGCCUCUCCCCCGUGCAACACCAGCCCCUCCGCCACUGUCAGGGAGAUGGUGAUGAGCCUUUCCAAAAAGAGGGAGAGGAAUGACCUGCCUUAAGAUAAACGCGUGAAGCGGGCGCCCCUUGGCCGCUGGAAUAUCUCUGUCUGUCUUUAUAUAUAAAGAAGCACCGCGAGCCGCCUCACUCCGGGCGAGCCCUUAGCAAAGGAGCAACACGAGCGCCCGGCGGGAUCGGCAGCAGCGGCAGCAACAACAACAACAACAACAAGGGCACCGGGAGGGUUUCCCCUCCUUCCUCCUCGGUGAUUUCCCAGGUGGGACCCUCUUCUGACAUGUGAUCUACCGUGAGCUUUGACUCCUACGAUGACAAUGUUAUCACUGCCACAUCUCUGGGAACCAGUUAUUCACAAGUGCACGUUCCUUCAAGGCCCUGCUGGCUCUCUGAUGGUCCCUGCUGAAGCUAUCUGCAUCAAUGUCUGAAGCACCUCUCAACUUCGAGAGGUGGAAGAGACAGUCAACAGCCAUAUUUGCUGGAGUAGUGAACCAAAUUGCUUUGACUGGAACCAUUACUCACUUGCACCUUUGAUGGCAGCAGCCAGGAAACUUGAAGAUAGUCAUGCCUAUUAGAUGUUUUGAAGAUGCAGAUAGCUGUGUCACCAUGGAAGAGAUGAAGAGAACUUUGCUCUAGGAGAUCACAAGUAUCUCUGGAUCAUUCUGCAUCUCAGUAUUUAUUAACAAUGGAACAUGUCCAAAUGCUAUAAGAAAUCUUUGCAAAUGUAUAAUAAACUGAUUAGGAAAGUUCAUGCCAUGAACAGAACUGUGUAAUACUCUCAUUAGUGCACAGACACAAAUCUAAUGCCUAUAGACUACUGCGUGGAAAGUUCCAAAGAGAAAGAAAAGUCUGUGAACUUGCAACAGCCCUGGAAAAAUGGGAGCAACAAAACUUUAAAAAGCACAGCUUUGGGCACACUCCAUGUGUCUGCACAGCUUUCAAGUGAACUAGCACUUAAGACCUUGUGUAACAAAAUGGACUCUGGGGACACAGCUAUAGGACAAAAAGCUACCUCAAGGUCUGGAGAAACUGCUAAAGUACCAAGUAGAUGGAGGCAAGAACAUUCAGCUGUUAUUAAGAUGAGCACUUUCAGCAGUCAAGAAGUACAGCGGCAACCACAAAUAGAUCACGAGCAAGUAGGAAACACCGCAUCAGCACAACUUUUUAGUUCUGGGAAACUGGUAUCAUCAAAUGAAGCUGCACAGCAAGUCACUGAGAAGCAAUAUCCACAGCAUCGUCCAAGCCCUUACUCAUGUCAACAUUCACUUUCCUUUCCACAGCAUUCAUUGCCACAAGGUUUCUUGCACAACAUAAAGCCACAUCAGAGCUUGGAAAGCCCUCCAUGGCAGUUUCCUAGCCACUUGCAAUCAGUUGCCUCAGAGGACUUGUUUCCUUUUCAUAUGCAUAGCCAUAGUGGAGGUUUCUCCAGGAAGAAGAUUUCAAGUUUGAACCCUGCAUACAGCCAAUAUUCACAGAAAUCUUUAGAACAAUCAGAAGAUGCUCACAAAAAAGAGCACAAACCCAAAAAGCCUGGCAAGUACAUUUGUCCUUACUGUAAUCGGGCCUGUGCCAAACCUAGUGUACUUAAAAAGCAUAUUAGAUCUCAUACUGGUGAGCGACCAUACCCUUGUGUCCCUUGUGGUUUCUCCUUCAAGACAAAAAGCAACCUUUAUAAACACAGGAAGUCACAUGCCCAUGCAAUUAAGGCGGGGUUGGUACCUUUCACAGAGUCAGCAGUCUCUAAAUUGGACCUCGAUGCCAGUUACAUCGAUGUGGAAGCUGAAAUACAUUCAGAUGGAGAGCAGAGCACAGACACUGAUGAGGAGACCUCACUCCUAGUGGAAGGGUCUGACAAACUGAGUCCCAUCUCGCAGCUCCCACUGGACAUUGCUAGCAGGAGUGGUUUUCACUCCUCCAUGGAGGAGUCCUUGGUGGGGCCGAUGAAAGUCCCCAUUUUGAUUAUCCCUAAAAGUGGGAUUCAGUUAUCCAGUGAGAGUUCACCAUAUAUUAGCUCUGAUAUGUUGCAAACCCCAUCCUUAAGUACCAAGUCUGAUGACUCUCAUACAGUUAAACAGCGACUUGCACUAAGACUGUCAGAGAAAAAAGGACAAGAUUCUGAGCAGUCAUUAAACCUCCUGAGCCCACACAGUAAGGGAAGCACUGACUCUGGCUAUUUUUCCCGCUCAGAAAGCGCUGAGCAGCAAAUUAGCCCACCAAAUACUAAUGCAAAGUCUUACGAAGAAAUAAUUUUUGGGAAGUUCUAUAGGAUUAAUCAAAGAACAGCACUAACUGUAGCCACAACAAAUCAGGAACACAGUUUAAUGGGUAGAAAGGGCAAAACAGACCCAUCACCUCUUUUAAAUAACAGAUUAGAUAUCAAGAUGCUUGAGGAACAUAUUUCUCACCUGACUCCAAAUAAAGAGGAGCUCAUUGACUCCAGUAAUUUGAGCACUAUUAAGUCUACACAAGUUUAUGCAGGCAGCAAUACAGAAUGUAGACAAUCCCAGACCACAUCAUCCAUCAAAAGUGAAACCAACUUGUACCAAGUCAGUCAACAGGGUGAUGUGCCUGUUCUUCUAGAGCCCCCAGUAGAUUCUUCUCCUCUUAUUAGAAGUAACUCCAUGCCAACCUCUUCUGCAAACAGCCUAAGUAUUCCCCUGUCUCUGAGAGGAAGCCAUUCAUUUGAUGAGAAGAUGGCUGGCUCUGAUGAUGUAUUUUAUCCCGGGACAGUGGGAAUAUCCCACCAAAGAAUGCUGAGAAGGCAGGCUGCCUUUGAACUGCCAUCUGUACAGGAAGGGCACUCAGAUUCAGACUAUCAUGGAAGACCAGGGAAAAAUAUUAUUAUUGCUUCCAGCAGACAGACAGCAGGUGACAAAGGACCAUCCUUAAAAGAGAAGAAAGGAGACAAGACCUUUUAUGACUAUGAUGCCAGUGGAAAGCACUACAGAAAGUGGGAAGAAUUUGAAGCUCAGAAGCAGAACUACAGGGACUCACCAUCCUUAGGUGCGAACAAAGGGGGAGAGUUUUUUAUUGAUGCACUUGGACAAUCUCAGUCAGUGCCAUCCAUGCUUGGAACAACUUUGGAAAACAGAAAGCGCAGGAAAGAGGAGAGUGUUGGGGAUGAAGAAGACAGUCCUAUGAUUUGCAGCAGUACAACUGGCACCCCUGGGGGAAUUCAGCCUUUGGACUUAGAUCCCAAAUCCCAAAUUCAGGAAGUGCCAAGAAGUGGAUUUGCCCUUCAAGGCCUGGAAAACGCUCCGCAUUGCCAUGCGGAGCGGUUUGAAAUGUGCAGGCCUUACUUGCAGUCUGGAAGUCCAGCAGCUUCUUUGGAAGACUCAUCCCUUACUGCAGAGCAAGAAAAGACUGCAGAAUCACUGGUUAGAAAGCCCCCUGGAAAUGUCAUCUCUGUCAUUCAGCACACAAAUUCAUUGAGUAGGCCAAACUCAUUUGAAAGGUCUGAAUCUACAGAACAUAUUGCAUGCCAGCAGGAAAAGAUGUAUUCACCAUCUGAAACAUGUGAGAGUGAGAUUUGUGAGUCCCCGAUGAGCCCAGACCGAGCUCCACAAAUGGAAAAUGUUGACACUGGCAAGUCAUCCCCAUCCCAGCAGCCUCAGCCGUGUCAUAUGCAGCCCAGGUUGGUUCGCCAGCACAACAUACAGGUACCUGAAAUUCGUGUCACGGAGGAGCCAGAUAAGCCCGAAAAAGAUAAAGAAGUGCAGAGUAAAGAGCAGGAGAGACCCACUGAAGAAUUCCAGUGGCCCCAGAGAAGUGAAACCCUUUCUCAACUUCCAGCUGAAAAGCUACCACCCAAAAAGAAGCGUUUAAGACUGGCUGACAUGGAGCACUCCUCUGGGGAAUCCAGCUUUGAGUCUACAGGUACAAGUCUCUCUCGCAGCCCUAGCCAAGAAAGUAAUUUGUCCCACAGUUCAAGUUUUUCAAUGUCCUUUGAAAGAGAAGAGAAUAUGAAGUUCAUCACACCUCCCAAACAAGAUGAAUUUGGAAAACAGUCUGAGUUUUUAACAGUUCCAGCAGGUGCUUACUCACUUUCCGUCCCUGGGCAUCACCAUCAGAGGGAAAUGAGACGCUGCUCAUCUGAACAGAUGCCCUGUCCUCAUGCUGCUGAAAUUCCAGAGAUCCGAAGUAAAUCCUUUGAUUAUGGGAACCUGUCUCACGCCUCUUCAGCUGGAACACCCACUGUGGCACUGUCUCCAUCCCGAGAAAGGAAGAAAUGCUUCUUGGUUCGCCAAGCUUCCUUCAGUGGUUUUCCAGAGAUUUCUCAGACUGAUCAGAGCACAGAACAAAGUAUAAAGCAGGAGCAGAUGGAACAUUCGCAGGUUGGUCUUCGCUCUUCCCAGCUUGUCUGGCAUCACUCCCCUUCCUCUGUACUUCAGCCCAUUCAGGUAGAAGACUCUGGAAAACAGGCUAUUGGCUCUUGUGCUCAGCUUAGUAAUAGCUCAUCCCACCUUGCCCAGCAACAGGCUCUUGUUGCAGACAGCCCAGAAAUGUUAAGGACUCCCUUAAUCCAACAAGCACCUUAUGUUCCUAGCAAACAUCCAUCAGAGCAGCAGCAGCUAUUUGCACAUCAGGAAAAAGUCCCAUUUCCCCCUAUUCACAGCACCUUGUUUCAGUUCCCCUAUCCAGCUGUCUGCAUGGUUCACUUACCACCGUCUCAGCAGCCUAUCUUGUGGCAGUCCUGCACAGAGCCCCUGCACUUCCAGCAUCAAUUUGUACAACAGCUGCAGAAAUCUUAUGUCAAACAGGCUUUCCAAAUAGACGUACCUCCAAGUUACCACCUGGAACAUGCACCUGAGCUUAUUGGAAAGAAAGCAGCUGAUUAUGUGCAUGCUAAAGAGCAAGCAUACCAGCAUUACUCAGGAACAUCUGGGCCGUAUUCAAAAAAUAUUCUUGCUAAGUACCAGUCAGACCAUAGCAUUAAACCAACAGAUACCUCCUCUGAUCAGCAUUUUCCGACAGAUUUUGACUCCCCAAGUGAUGGAUCUGUACAGUCUUUGCCAGGAACAGUUGUUCCUGUCAGGAUUCAGACCCAUGUGCCAUCUUAUGGUAGUGUCAUGUACACAAGCAUUUCCCAGAUUCUUGGACAGAGCAACAGUCCUGCAAUCGUAAUUUGUAAAGUUGAUGAGACAGUUUCUCAAAGAACAUUGGCAACGAAUGCAACCAUGCACGGAAUUGGAUUUAACAUAGCUCAGAUGUUGGGUCAUCAUGGAGGACUAGAAAAAUAUCCUUUGUGGAAAGUGCCGCAGACACUUCCACUUGGACUAGAGCCACCAAUUCCCUUGUGUUUGCCUUCCACUUCUGACAUGGCUUCUACCUUGGGAGGAAGCAAACGAAUGCUUUCCCCUGCCAGCAGCUUGGAGCUCUUCAUGGAAACCAAGCAGCAGAAACGAGUCAAAGAAGAAAAAAUGUAUGGGCAGAUAGUUGAGGAACUAAGUGCAGUUGAGUUGACUAACUCAGAUAUAAAGAAAGAUUUUCCAAGAAUGCAGAAGCCUCAACUAGUAAGGCAGAGCUGUGCUACUGAACCAAAAGAAAGUCUGCCAUCCAUGUCAUCCUCUUCAUCGCUGUCAUCAUCAGCGUCUCAAGAUUUCCCACCUGUCAGUAUGGCAGCGGCUGAUGCAUUCCCACUGAGCAGAGAGAAACUUUCCAGUUUUGAUUCCACAUCACCGGGACAGAAGUCCAGUGGCCCAUCUGAAGGAAGAGACUCACCAGAAGAGUUGGAUGUGGAUGAAACAGCCUCAGACAUGAGCAUGAGUCCACAGAGGUCCUCAUUGCCACCAGGAGAAAUUCAGGCAGAAGACCAACUGAAACAUCAAAAAUUACCUCUUGGGAUGUUAGUCCAGAUGUCAUCUAACACUGUUGGGAAAGUCACAACCUCAACCAUUCUCCUGACAGACGUAGCAGAUUUUCAACAGAUCCUUCAGUUCCCAAGUCUGCGUACUACGACUACUGUGAGCUGGUGUUUCUUAAACUAUACGAAACCCAAUUACACUCAGCAACCAACCCUCAAAGCUUCUGUUUAUGCUUCAUGGUGUAUAAGUUCCUGUAACCCAAACCCAUCUGGGCUAAGUACAAAGACCACUUUAGCACUUUUAAGGUCCAAGCAAAAAAACACCACAGAAAUCUACACCCUGGCUGCUAUGCACAGACCUGGAGCUGGUAAACUGACAUCAUCAAGUGCAUGGAAGCAGUUUGCUCAGAUGAAACACGAGCCAUUCUUCUUGUUUGGCAGCAAGCUUGAAAAGAAAGUAGUGGGGAAUAUUAUAAAAGAAAGAGUAAAAGGAGACAUUCAUGGAGAUAAAGACAUUACAUCCAAACAAACUGAGCCGAUACGAAUUAAAAUCUUUGAAGGAGGGUAUAAAUCAAAUGAGGAUUAUGUCUAUGUCAGAGGUCGUGGCCGAGGAAAGUACAUUUGUGAAGAAUGUGGCAUUCGCUGUAAAAAGCCAAGCAUGCUCAAAAAACAUAUCCGCACUCACACUGAUGUCCGGCCUUAUGUAUGCAAGUUGUGCAAUUUUGCCUUCAAAACUAAAGGAAAUCUGACAAAACAUAUGAAGUCUAAAGCACACAUGAAAAAAUGCUUGGAGCUUGGAGUAUCAAUGACAUCUGUAGAUGAUGCUGAAACUGAAGAAGCAGAAAAUAUGGAGGACAUGCAGCAGGAGGCAGAGAAGAGCAGCAACCUGGCAGGGCUGUCAGCAGAGCACCAGUUUUCUGAUGCGGAGGAAUCUGAUGGCGAGGAUGGCGAUGACAAUGAUGAUGAUGAUGAAGAUGAGGAUGAUUUUGAUGAUACUCAGGGAGACUCGACACCAAAAACCAGAUCAAGAAGCACCAGCCCGCAGCCCCCCCGGUUCUCCUCCCUGUCAGUGAACUCAGCUGGGGCAUCACAGGGGCCUUCCCCUGAGGGCUCCCUUUCUGUGGGACACUCUUCCCUCAUCAGUUACUUGGUCACCUUACCUAGCAUUCAGGUUACUCAGCUUAUAACACCAAGUGACUCCUGUGAAGACACACAAAUGACGGAGUAUCAGAGGUUUUUCCAGAGUAAGAGUACAGAUUCAGAGCCCGAUAAAGACAGAUUGGACAUACCCACCUGCAUGGAUGAGGAUUACACGCUUUCAUUAGAUCCCAGUUCUUCUCCAAGGGACCUCUCACCUUCCAGUCAACAAUCGUCACCUGGCUACGAUUCUUCACCCUACAGAGAUAACUCACCAAAGAGGUAUUUAAUGCCAAAAGGGGAUUUGUCACCCAGAAGGCAUCUGUCACCCCGAAGAGAUAUUUCACCCAUGAGGCACCUUUCCCCACGGAAGGAAGCUGUGCUGAGGAGAGAGUUAUCACCAAGACGGGACGUGUCACCAAGACGUCACCUAUCGCCAAGGAGACCAAUGUCACCAGGGAAAGAUGUGUCUGUUCGAAGAGAUUUGUCUCCCAGGCGAGAGAGGAGAUAUAUGGCCUCCGUCAGAGCGGCAUCUCCCCGGAGGGGCUUGUACCAUAAUCCAGCAUUGUCCAUGGGUCAAUAUUUGCAGUCUGAAUCUAUUCCAGUGGGACAUUCAAGGAGGGGGUUGUCUCAGGCACCUUACUUCAACGUAUAUGGAGAAAAAGGAGGCAUGGAACAUCGCAGGUCUAGCCUGUUCCCAGAAGGUCCGAGCGACUACGUCUUCAGUCAUCUUCCACUACACUCCCAGCAACAGAUCCGAGCACCUAUCCCCAUGAUGCCUAUUGGGGGUAUCCAGAUGGUCCAUUCAGUCCCCGUGGCCCUUUCAGGUUUACAUUCUCCGUCCACUCUGGCCCUGCAGAGGGAGGUCUCUGAGGAGAAGCAAAGAGUAACUGCGGAAGCCCUUACAAAAGAAUCGUAUAGUAUUUCUAAGCACCAUGAGAAACGUACCUCUCUGCACAGCUUGCACCCCGCUGCUCCCCCCAGCGCCCCCUCCUCGCCGCUGCUGUUGCUGGCGCAGAGCACAUCCGAGGACAGUGUCGUGGCUACCGAGAGGGAGCAGGAGGAGAACAUACAGACUUGUACAAAAGCCAUAGCCUCUCUGCGAAUCGCCACAGAAGAAGCCGUUCUGCACGGGGCGGAGCAGCUGCAGAGGCCUUCUGAGCCUCACCAGAAACCCUUAGAAAGUGCACAUUUUAGCAUUAAACACUUUAGUGGAUCUGAGCCGGGCCAGCCCUGUGCCUCAGCCACCCAUCCUGACUUGCACGGUGGUGAACGGGACAGUUUUGGUACAUCACAGACUGCGCUAGCCCAUCCCACCUUUUACAGCAAGAGCUUUGUGGACGUCCAGCAGCUGGGCUUUCACAGCAGGAGCGACCCCCCAUCAAGCACACAGGAAAGGAAAGAUCCGUCAUCCGAGAAGAGCAAGCCACAUUGAUCUGAGAUGCAUGGAGACUUUCGCCCAUACAUUUAUCCCACUUUUUUUUUUUUUUUUUCUAGAGAUAGAAAAAGUAUUCAACUUUACAGCAUGCCUGUUCUAAGUU